UUCAGGAAAAGGGUGUACUAAAUGGAGCAGAGAUUAGCCAAUGCGUGGCGUCUCUCUGCGAACGAGAAGAAAUUCAUUGAAACAGCCCUUCUUUCGGAUUUGAGGGUCGAUGGUCGUCGCCCAUUUGAUUACCGUAAUCUCACCAUCAACUUUGGCAAAGAUGAUGGUUCUUCAGAGGUGCAGCUUGGCCAGACUCACGCAAUGGGCUUUGUGACUGCUCAGCUAGUUCAACCGUAUAGGGAUCGUCCUAAUGAGGGCACUCUUUCUAUAUUUACUGAGUUCUCUCCUAUGGCUGAUCCCUCAUUUGAGCCUGGCCGUCCUGGAGAGUCUGCUGUCGAGCUUGGACGUGUAAUAGACCGUGGUCUCCGGGAGAGUAGGGCAGUGGAUAUGGAAUCACUUUGUGUGGUUUCAGGCAAGUCUGUGUGGGCCGUUCGAGUCGAUCUUCACAUUUUAGAUAAUGGGGGAAACCUUGUGGAUGCAGCUAAUAUUGCUGCUUUGGCUGCUCUAUCGACUUUUCGAAGACCUGAAUGCUCACUGGGGGGAGAUGACGGUCAGGAAGUGAUAAUUCAUCCACCUGAGGUAAGUUCUUCAAAAUUCUCUUGGAAUUUAACUUGAAGGGCAUCCUGUUCA
Molecule: messenger RNA, 630 nt
Organism: Cucurbita pepo subsp. pepo (vegetable marrow)
Lineage: Eukaryota; Viridiplantae; Streptophyta; Magnoliopsida; Cucurbitales; Cucurbitaceae
Source: RefSeq, a predicted model, not a curated record